CGUCGCGUUCCGUACACACGGACGUGUUGUCAGGGCUUCAUUGUCCGUCGCGAAUGUUUGUCCGUGACAGUUUGGAUCACGCAUCGCGCGACUUGUGCUCGAAGCUCGUUCGCACUCUCGCUUCGAUCGCGAUACACCUGUGCUCACGUUGUGUCCAGCGUGUGUGGCACACGCUGCGUUGCGUCGUGCAGAUCGAUAGCUUGAAAAAGAAAGAAACGGGGUGUCUGGUGGCCCAUGGAGCGUAAACGGCGCGAUGCAACAUUCGAUGCGACGCGACCGCGCGAAACGACAAAUUGCAUAACGCGCUAAUUCCGCGAGAUCACCGCAGCGGGGUCAGGGUCGUUCUUGUUUAUUUAUUUCCUGCAAAAAUCGUCGCGCGGGGGUUGGUAUCCCUGGUGUUUCUCGUAAUACUAUCUCCGCUCCUCACUCACGCCUAUACAAUGUGUUUACGUUGUAACUCGGGAAACGCUGCUUCCAUGUAAGAUCGCACCACACUGAUACGUGUCUGCAAUAUGAAGCGCACGUUGAAACUAAAGGUAGCUGAAGAAGACAGUGAAAGUAAACAGACCUUUGUCAAACAAGAAUCAAUGAACUACAGCUUCGAAGCUUCCUCGUAUGCUAAUUACUCGUCAUCGAGUUCAUCACCAUCCACUAUCGCUCAGCCACUACCAGGACAACCACCUUUGCCUGCUAUGCCACCUCCUAGUGGAGUUCCACCCCAACCUCAUGUAUUUGGACCAGUGCCUUCCCAAGUCGCUCCUAUUUCAACUUGGACACAUGCACACAAUCCUUGGCAUUGGAUAGCUACACAAACAUCUCCCUUACCAUCUCCAACUCCACGUGAGAUUACUAAUACAUUUCAAAGAGAGAUGCCUCUUAGAGGUAAUUACAUACGACGUGAAAGAUUCACUCAUAAUAGAAAUUAUAUGUAUGGUCAAAGAAAUAACUUUCAUCGUAAAAAUAGAAGGCCGGCAAGGGUUGGGCAGUCACAGAGUCAAUUUGAACAAACAGCAUAUUUUAAUCCAACAUUGGCAAGCAGUCUUGGUUUAGAAUGGCAAAGAAAUAAUUAUACUACAACAGGGAAUGAUGUUAUUAUCAAUCACAUGACUGUUCCUCUACCUAAUCAUCCUAUACCAUCUCUCCCAACGGGAAUUGUAACUAGCAGGCAUGGUGAGGAAACAGAGAACCAGGAUGAAAAAAUUGUAUCGGAGGAAGUCGUAGUGAAGAAGAAUAAACAGAGGAAACCAAUGUCCCAGAGCUAUCCUAGUAGACCUUGGAAUAGAGAGGACGCGGAGAGAGCCCUUAAGACUGAAAAUGAAUACAAUAAGACAGUUAAAGCGCAAAGCUUAAUAAUUAAAUUCCCUGAUCCAGAUCUGAAUAAGGAUAUCGUUAGAUUAUUCCAUCCUGGUAUACAAAAUAUACAUUUUCAAAGUCCGAGUGGACCAAGAUAUUGUUUCAUCCAGAUGGCAGAGAAUGUAAAUAUAGACGACACUAUAAAAGAGUUGGAAAAAAUUCCGUUUGGCACAGGACACUUAAAAGUCGAGAGGAAGUCGUUACGAGACGAAGAUAACCCAAUGCCAGAAGAGAUAGAUCCCUAUACUUUAUACAUAGGAAAUUUGCCUGAGUCUGUUAAUGUAAACGAAGUAAAAAGUAAAUUUCCAACUGCUGCACGAGUAGAUGUAGGAUAUGCGCAAAAGAUGAGAAAUACUCGAUAUGCUUUUAUAAGGUAUAAUAGUGUAGAUGAAUCAAUAUCAGCUUAUAAACAAGCGCAUGACCUAAUGUGGGAUACGAGGAGUAUUAUUGUUAGAUUUAGACGGCAAAGAGGCAACACUUGUCUUCCCGGCGAACCUAAGCUUAAUGUUAAGAAAGUUAAAGAGGAAUUUAAGAAAGUUAAAGAGGAGUUUAAGAAAGUUAAAGACGAGCUCAGUAAUGCCGCGCAAGUGAAAAAGGAACAGAAAGCGAAUAAUGUUGAGCCUAAAUCUGGUGUUAAAAAAGUGAAAGAGGAUGGAAAUCAAGUGAAGAAGGAGGAUAAAAUCAACCACACGGAUAAACCAUCGACAAAUCAAGAAAUGAAUAUAGAAGCGCGAUUGCAAGAUAAUUCUAAUAAAGCACAAAAUAGUAAACCAGCAUUGCAAACUCCAGAACAAAAUACGAAUUCUCAUUCAUCUACAUUACCAACUUCGAUUACAUCAGCUAAGACAGUACAAGAACAACAACAACCCUGGACCUCGCAGCCUCCUCAAAUACCUUCAGCAUCAGAAGCUCCACCACCAUGUCCAACAGAAACAGAAACCGUGGAAGAAACGAUAAUGCUUACUGAAAUAAAAGAGGAACCUGUAGAUUACGAUGAAAUGGAUAUGCCUUGUAACAUGCAAUCAGAUGAUGACGAUGACGACGAUGAUGACGAUGACGACGACGACGAUGAUGAUGAUGAUGAUGAUGAUGAAGAAUCGGAUAAUUCUGAUGAUGAUGAUUUUGAACAAGAUGAUGAGGAUGAAGAUAUCGACGAUGAUGGAAAUAUAACAUUCAAUGAUAAACCGCAGGAUAAAGUACCACAAGAUGAUAAAGAGGAACCAACAGAUCAUCUCGACGAGAUGUUUAGCGAAUUAGAAAAUAUGACUGGCGACAUCGGUUUCUUGAAAAAUUAAAUAAAUUAUCAUUUCAAUAUCCAUAAUCACGCCGCCCCUAACAGUUGUCCCAUACUUAAUGUGUACAUAUUAUGUAUGUAGCUAUAUAACGUAACGAAUGAGACUGCAUGUAUUUAAAUAUGAUAGUGUAAGCAUUAUUCUAAUUAAGGCUCCUGUCUACAAUUUAUCUCACUGCAGUCAAAUUGAAUUAUGACGUCAAAAGCGAGAAAUCACGUGGUCUUUUUCUCACACUGUAUAUCGAAAUAAUUGAAUUUUUUCCGCAUGCCAUUAUAGGCGUUCAAUAGUAUGAAUUAGUCAAAUAUACUGACUUUUUUUGUUUCGUAGUAACAAAUAAUCGUAAAUUUUAUACAAUUAUAAAAUCCAUUUCCGUUGAAGAUAUAGAACAUACGUAGAUUGAACAAUAUGUACAUUUGUUAACAAGGGAUAACAAAAUAGAAAGCGUUUUACAUAUUACUAUUACAUAUACAAUUUUUAUAUUAAAUGCAGGUGAUAAUAUGUAAAAAAAAUUUAUUACAGUAUGUAAGAAGUAUGAGAAAAUACGCAUGCUUCCUCACUUUCUCACAACGUCAAUAUUCAAUAUAGCUACAGUUUAGGAGUCUUUUGUAAUUAUUAUCUUUUCCAAUAAAUUUGAAUAUAAGGUUCAGAUACAUAUAUAUAAA
Messenger RNA from Harpegnathos saltator (Jerdon's jumping ant), 3307 nucleotides. RefSeq names its product RNA binding domain-containing protein painting of fourth (gene Pof). The transcript has 6 exons. Gene Ontology annotation, molecular function: RNA binding. Bases 513 to 2648 code for a protein of 711 amino acids. The record is from RefSeq and is a predicted model, not a curated record. NCBI's taxonomy places the organism in Eukaryota, Metazoa, Arthropoda, Insecta, Hymenoptera, Formicidae.